AUGACUUUGUUUAAAAAAAGUGCAUUUAAUGAAGGAGAGGAGCCACGCUAUCAACAAUUGAUAAAAAUUGGAGAGGACAUUGUGAAGAAGUGUGGAGGGGUUCCCUUAGCACUAGCUACGCUAGGGAGUCUGCUUCUCUCGAAAAGAGAGCGACAUCACUGGUUACAAGUAAGAGAUGAUGAAAUAUGGAGAAUGUCAGAAAACAACAACAUUAUGGCUGCACUAAAGUUGAGCUACAAUGCACUGCCACCUCACUUGAAGCCUUGUUUUGCCUUUUGUUCACUUUACCCCAAGGAUUAUGAAUUUGAUAGUGAAGAAAUAGUCCAAUUAUGGAUGGCACAAGGCUUAUUCAAGUCCUCAAGAGAAAAUGAAGAUUUUGACGAGAUGGGCCUAGACUAUAUAAGGCAGCUUUGUUCUAAGUCUUUGUUUCAACUUGAUAAUUUUGAUGCGAAGACUACUGUGAAGUUCAAAAUCCAUGAUUUAGUGCACGACUUGGCAAUAUCAGUGGCACAGGUAGAGUUCUCCACAAUUAAUUUUCGUCCCUCCAGUGCUUUUGAAAAAGUACGACACGUGUCAAUAUCGAAAAAAGACUUGUCCGGAGAAGAGGCACAAGUCCCAGCAUUUAUUCUCCAAUCACAGAAACUUCGGACCAUUCUAAAUCUAGAUAAUGAAGCUGGGAUCUCCAAUCAAUAUUUUCUAAAGACAUGCAUCUUGAGAUUCAAGUAUCUGCGUGCGCUAGAUGUGCGUGGUUCUACUCUUGAGGAGCUACCAAGUUCCAUUGGUAACUUGAUUCAUUUAAGAUAUCUCAACCUGGAUGGAAAUACAAAGAUAAAACAGCUUCCCAGUUCCAUUUGCAAGCUCUUGAAUUUGCAGUCCUUAAGCCUUGUCGGUUGUGAGGCACUUGAGAAGUUACCCAAAGGCAUAGGGAACUUGAUCAAUCUCAGAUAUUUGUUUAUAACUACACAGCAGAUGUAUUUUCCGAAAGGAGUAUUUAGACGCCUCACCUUACUUCAAUCUUUAUUCAUUGGGAAUUGUGCGAAUCUGAAAUCUCUGGGCGAAGAGAUCGAAUACCUCACUAACCUUCGUCAACUGUGGAUUGGUUACUGUGGAAAUCUGGAGUCCUUGCCACUUAACAUGAAGAACUUGACUGCAUUACAUACUCUGGUGAUCUUGGAUUGUAAGAAGCUUGAGUUAAUGAGGUCGGGAGAAGAUUUUGAGGCUUUGCCCAAUUGGCUUCAAGAGUCUGCAAACACUUUACAGAGCAUGGCAAUCGGAGACUGUGAUAAUCUCACGGCACUUCCAAAGUGGUUGCAAAAUCUCACCUUGUUGGAGCAACUGGUGAUUGAGGACUGCCCCAAAUUGUCUGCUUUGCCGCAAGGGAUGCAUAGCCUCACUGCCUUGAGGAAACUGAUGAUUAGCGGGUGUCCUGAAUUGAUAAAGAGAUGCAAAAGUGAAACAGGAGAGGAUUGGUCCAAGAUCAAACAUGUCCCAGAUAUUGAACUCGAUGACUGA
This is a messenger RNA of Rosa rugosa (rugosa rose), 1512 nucleotides long. RefSeq names its product disease resistance protein RGA2-like. Gene Ontology annotation, biological process: defense response to other organism. Gene Ontology annotation, molecular function: ADP binding; protein binding. Lineage: Eukaryota; Viridiplantae; Streptophyta; Magnoliopsida; Rosales; Rosaceae. The record is from RefSeq and is a predicted model, not a curated record. The transcript has 2 exons. The coding region runs from base 1 to 1512 and encodes 503 amino acids.